Chaetomium globosum CBS 148.51 is the source of this 645-nucleotide messenger RNA. RefSeq lists its product as uncharacterized. Gene Ontology annotation, cellular component: cell wall. Bases 1 to 645 code for a protein of 214 amino acids. The transcript is spliced from 3 exons. The record is from RefSeq and is a predicted model, not a curated record. NCBI's taxonomy places the organism in Eukaryota, Fungi, Ascomycota, Sordariomycetes, Sordariales, Chaetomiaceae.
AUGUUCUCCAAAGCUCCCGCCGCCUUCGCCGCUCUGGCCCUGCCCUUUCGUAGCGACGGCACUCAGCAUCCCUGCCCAAUUGCAGCUCGCCGACACAUCCUCACCAAGAACGAGGACUUUGUCUUCGAUUUCAACACGGCUCCUUUCCCCAUGGCCAACCGCAAGACCUUUCCCGCCCUCGUGGGAACCGACAUCGCUCUCGCCAUCACAGCAAUCGAAGGCUGCAGCAUGGCCUCCCUGCACAUCCACCCGCGCUCCGCCGAGAUCUUCGUCGUGCUCUCCGGGCGCGUGAUCACGCAAAUGAUCCCUGAGGGCGGCGCGACCGACCCGGCCGACCCCAGCAAGCCGCGGCUAAUCCGCACGGAGCUGACGGCCAACCAGACGACCAUCUUCCCGCAGGGGUCGUUCCACGCGCAGAUGAAUCCCGGAGUGCACGCCGGCGCUGGCCGUGGCGGCCUUCGCGUCCGACGAUCCGGGCGCCGCCGCUGGUGGUACCCCAGGCGUUUCAGCAGUCGGAUGGAGUUUGUGGGUCCAAUUUCGUUUGGGGGCGCGUUGUCGGCGGAGGACCUGGCGAGGUUUCGGGCGGCGGUGCCGCAGGGGCCGUUUUUUGAUGUCGAGGCGUGUCGGAAGAGGUGUGGUUUGUGA